Dissoconium aciculare CBS 342.82 is the source of this 864-nucleotide messenger RNA. RefSeq lists its product as uncharacterized. The transcript has 2 exons. The record is from RefSeq and is a predicted model, not a curated record. NCBI's taxonomy places the organism in Eukaryota, Fungi, Ascomycota, Dothideomycetes, Mycosphaerellales, Dissoconiaceae. Bases 273 to 803 code for a protein of 176 amino acids.
CGGUGCUGAACAAAGUGAAGUUCAAGAAGGUGAGGAUCGUCGUUUAAUGUCGUCCAGCAUCACUUUGGUCGCACCGGUGGCCUAGCUGGGCAACAUCCAUGUAGGAAUAACGCAGCGUCCGGUUCCAUCCGCAUGUCAUCGAGUGGUGUUGCUGCAUUUCGACCCGCGCGCCGCAAGCAUCCCGAGGUCAAUUUCCAGGUCUUCUAUUCAUCGUCUCUGCAGCGGUCAUCCGUGUCACAUAUUGUAUCUUCAACUCUCGCAGUCGCAACGACAUGGGCCGUGAUAAAUCUGCUCUCCGGAGACCCGGCUUUGCCGUCGACCCACGUUAUCGCGCGGCCACCGAAAGUGCCCUGGUCGCCAUCCAACAGUCCGAGAACUGGGGCCUGCAACACCUCACCACGGGACGCUUCGUCGUCCUCAUCGGCAACCUGUUGUACGGGGCCGGAGCCUUUAUAGCAGAUUACAACGUGACACAUGUGAAGAAUCCACGAUGGCCGCCGCAUGCACGCUUUCAUAAUGGACAAACCAUGACCCUCGGCGUCUGCCUUGCAGCGGCAAGCGUCUAUUUCGCCUUCAAGCCGACGAUUCGCGUUGCGCAGAUUCAAGAUAACAUGUUCAGCGCGGCUCUCAUCGGCAGCUUGUAUUGUUUCGCCGGCUUGACUGCCAUUCUAUAUCCGGGCACGCACUGGCAUGACCCGGAAUAUGCAAACGGAGAAGCACAGAAAUACCUCUUCUCUGGCAUCUGCCUCGCGAUGUGCGUAUACUAUUCGAACAUGCUACACGUCUCUACAUUUCAUAGCUGACUGGAAAUGCCAUCUCCCGGCAGGUGGCUCGGUUAUGCUCUCGAGCUGAGGAAUCUACGGG